Messenger RNA from Protopolystoma xenopodis, 378 nucleotides. The record is from the annotation of a GenBank genome assembly. Lineage: Eukaryota; Metazoa; Platyhelminthes; Monogenea; Polystomatidea; Polystomatidae.
AUGGACCAAUCAGUGAGUACGACUGAGGAAAGCUCACUCACUUUGCGAAUUUGCCUUGGCGAAGCCGUUGAGGCGGGAAAUCGGCGUCCGGCCCGACGGAGUGCAUUCGGGCGCACCAUGAGCCACACUGUGCGCUGGCUGGGCAUUACAAUUCUGCUCUAUUUGACCACAGUUGCACAGCAAGGCUGUACGGAACUAGCGCUUCCAGAAUCGUCACUCUUUUGGAAAGCAGAGCCGGCCGGCGGGGCCAGCCUGUCCGGGACGCCGCCUCGACUCGUCUGGUGGUCCCGUCGAGAAGCCGCCAAGCCAGCGACCGAUCGAUCAACCUCCCAGCGCUUAAACAGCCGCCUCUCGUCCGUCGUCCUGCCGGCCAAGAUC